Molecule: messenger RNA, 4998 nt
Organism: Monascus purpureus
Lineage: Eukaryota; Fungi; Ascomycota; Eurotiomycetes; Eurotiales; Aspergillaceae
Source: the annotation of a GenBank genome assembly
UGUCCCUGCACCAGUGGUGUCCGUCAUUCGUUUCAGAAGGGACUGCCGUCGUUCUCUCUCCAUCCUGCAGCAUCUAUUUCCCUUGAUUUUAUUUUAAUUUUCCGCACUUGUUUCCCAACUAUUUUCACUAUUUUCAAUUACCCCUCUUAUUCUUCUUAUUAUUCCAAAUUCCUUCGAUCCUUUCCCUGCGCUUUCCUUCUCUUCUAUCUAUCUCCAUGCAUGCGAGCAUGCUUCGUUUGUAAUCAUUUCUCAUCAUAAUUGUCACCGGGCUUAUCCUCUGAUUGGCAGUCGAAUCAUCUUCCGUCGUGUCGUCCCCUACAUUCCCGCCCCGUUUGGUUCGGACCUGCAUCCAUCCCCAGUCGAUAUCCAUAUAUCCCAUGCAUCGGGACUUCCUGCAUAACCAUCUACCCCUGCGCGCAAUGAAAACGCUGCUUCGAUAGUCUGACUCCCGUUGCAUUCCGUUGUUCGCCAUUAUUAUAUGAUUAUCGCCAUCCAUUGCUUGUCCGACAUUACCUUCAAACGCAUCCCAGACGAAAGACCGCGAGGAAGAGAAGAGGAAAGUUGUUCGAAAUAAAACCAAGUCGACGGAGGACUACAUUCCUUUUCAUUUCUUUUUUUCUUUCUCCGAUAUCUACAGUCGCUCGUUAUUGUCUACGCUCGCCACUCUGGCUUUAUCCUGUUCAAUCCUUUCCGGCUUCUAAUCCUUUAAACCUCGGCCAUUGAUUUUCACUUUAAUACGCAACCCCACCGCGCUCCGUCUUUCACUGGUUGCGCCCCUCAAUUAGACCAGGAAGAACCAUGAAUCGAUUUCGUAAGAACAAGAAAGGCAAAAAUGAGGUGGAGGCAGCCGAGACCCCUCAUCUAUUCUCGAGCUCACUGAAAAGUGUCAAGAAGAAAAAGUCUGUGGAAGAUGAGAAACCCUUUCUGGACCUCUCGCACGCUUUGCCCUCCGAUGAUGAUUUCCGGACGAGCUUGAUCAUGCCCAAGCUAUCUGCACGUUUCAGUAUGUUGAGAGAACAGGACGACCCCAGUACGAAGAUCGGUAAAGCAAGUGACGAUAGUGUUCUGUUCCCCAAACGUGCUUCCCGGUUGAACCUCCUGGGCCAGGCUCCAACUUCGCUAGCCGAUAUCGAUGAAGUCUCCACAGAUGGUCGAAGCUCCUUCAACCGCCCACGCGCCGAUUCCUCGAUUUCUGGAUACGGAACGGAUGAUGAUGGCUACCAGGGCAGCAUAAUGAACAGGCCUCGCCGUGGUGAAAGCAACAACCUCUUUGGUGGGCGCCAGAAAGUAUACAAGAUCCCCGUCAAGCAGUCGGGGGCCAACUCCGAAGGACGUUCGGGAAUGGGCGGCCGAGCCCUCUACGAGAACGACCUGACCCUGUCUGCCUUCCAACGCAUACGUCUUGAAGAAAAGAAGGGAAAGCAAGAGAAGAAGGACGAGGAGACGUCCAAGGAGGAAUCUGCCGGCCCGGAGGCCGAAGAAACGGUAUCCAAUAUCUCUGCCAACAGGACUACGUCUUCAUCCACCGCGUCCGGACCCUCCAACUCAUGGCUAUCGACUGCUGCCACAUCAGUAGAUGAACAGACUUCUCCAGUACAGUCGUCAAAUGAGUCGCUUGCCAGCCCCAACAUGGACGGUCAUGGGUCAGGUUCAAAGCCUGUAUCGAGUGGGGGUAUGCUUCGGAACGGUAAUUCUGUCAGGUCUCGCCGUCUCUAUGGCCAGGGAUUGGCCCAAUCCGUCCAGGACCAGCAGUCGUCAACCCUGUAUCGGUUAGAAAGCCUGAGUCGUCAACGUGCCGCGACCCCGGAGUUACAUGGUCUAAACCGGUCCUAUUCACGGAGUGCAACCAACUUGCACGAUAGACUCCACAAAUUCGCCAUCGCCGAGUCCUCUCCCUCGCUUAGACCCUCUAGCCCUUCACCAUCUGCGGCAUCUUCACGACAGCAGAGAAGAGAAAGUGAUCCCAAGGAAACAAAGCAGCAACCGCUCGCCGGAGCUGGGGCCGUUGACGGCAGUUCAGUCCGUCCGUUAAGCCCGCCAGUGAGUGAAAACGAGGACCACAGCACGCAGUUAGCAGCUUCCGUGAACCCCGAAGACCGUGGGAAAGCUACAGCCAUGGGCCUAUUCAACAAGCCUCAGACAUCCUUCGAUGAGUCUCAAUUCAUUCAUCGCCAGCUUCAGAUGCGCCAGAAUGUGCCAACGCCUCCCUUGAGACGGCCUUCGCCCCCCAGUGCAGCUCCUUCACAGGACGGCCCCAGCCGCCCCAGAGGCUUCUCCACCACCAGCAGUUAUCGUUCCAGAGCGGAGUCCGGCGCUUCGUCCCACUACAGUGAUUCACGGCGUGUGGUCAACCGCUCAAACGCCAGCACACGAAAUACCUCCCCUGUUCGACCGGUGAAUGAUACAUUCUUAGCCAAUGACAGCAGCAGUGACUCCGAGGAGGACGAAGACCGUCGUUCAACGAGAGUCUCGUCCACAACAUCGCAUGAACGAGAUAGUACGCGCUCGGCGGUCCGAUCCGCGUCGUCCGCAAAUUCUCCAAUUUCCACGAGGGAGUCAUCCGGUCGCUUACCCGAAGUAAGACUGUCAGAGCUUGCCGAUCUCAAUACUAUAGCGGAAGAUGAGCAAAUUCAGCCUGAUGCCCCUACCAACGAACCACUACCUGAAAAGCCCGAUUCACCCACUUUGGGACCAGCUGGCCUGGGCCUCAGCGGCUUGGUCCGUACCCACCUGCGACAAGAUAGUGAUAAAUCGUUCAUACUUCCCCCACCUUCAUUGAGCUCGCCUCCUUCUUCUAAACAGCGGAACGUUGAGAACCCAAGCUACUCGCCUACCUAUAGGACUCAGACGUCUCGUAUACCGAUGAGCCCGCCAAGGACCGGUUGGAAUCCAAAGUUUGAAAAGGACUUUGCAGUAGAUACGUCAAUCUCAACUCCGGGUAUUCCGCAACAUCUUCUGUGCCAGGAUCCCCCGGACUUCCAGCCUUCACAGAAGUGGACCCCUGGCCAACACCUAAACAAUCGGGAAAUUCAUCCAGUGGCGAGGCCUCCGAACGACGCCAGCGAUGUUGCUGGCAGGGGUUCAUUCGAGGAUGAGAUGAAUAUCGGGCACAGACGUGGCUCAAGCACCGAGACAUAUAGGGAGCGCGAAGAGUUUGCCCGUGAGCUGGCAGAGCGACGGAAGAAGGUGGAGGAGAAGCUGAAGGGGAUCGCUGAAGUUGAAAGUCGAUCGACCAGCCCAGCUCCUGGCUAUCGGUCCUCAUCCGAACACCAUCACCACCACAUAAAACCUGGCAAUGCAUUUUCUGUUUUAAAGAGCAAGCCUUCCAAGAGUUCUCUGCAGGGUAGACCGGAAACAAAGAAAAUGCAUCCUCUUGGUUUUGGAGCCGGUAACGCUUCAACGCCCACUUUGGCCUCAGAGGAUCCUUGGCGCGAGGAGGAGGAAAGACCGCCUUUCGGCUUUGGUAAACAUUCUAACUCAAGCUCUCCACAUAUCGGAUUGCGGUCGAAAAGGUCAAUGAUCAUCGGCGGCAGGAGCAGGGAAGAUUCCCGUGAAAGGGGCCGCGGCCCAUCUCCAAGUCCGCAUCGCCUCCCAUCUGAUGCAUCAGGCCGCUCCAAGAGUCGAUGCCGAGACAGAGAAAAUAUGGGACCGUUCGGGACAGCCGGCUACCACAAUAACACGGAUGUUUUGGCGUCUCCAGAUAAUAGCCAAGACCAAUACAGCAUACCCUCUGUCCCGUCGUCUGCCCGUCCAUCAGUGGAAGUUAACGAUCAAGGAGAUGAGCCUUGCACAUCAGCCGCAUCUGCAAGAUUCGGCGGUGGCAGUCGGCCUGCAGUCGCUUCCAACUAUUUCGAUAACCCGCCUAAUCCGGCUCCGACCGGUAACUCGCCACCCAUUGGUAUCCCGCAUAGGCCUUCCCCGAUCCCCUCAUUCUGUGCCAACACUACUCCUCCUUUGGAAGACCUAUCCUCUGAUGGGACGGCUGCUCCGCCUUCUGCGGGCGUGGGUAGCUCAGCCCCGCAACGGGGACUGACACAGUCUGGCCUUACGAAACGGGCCGUGAACAAGUCACAGAUAUCCGAACCCACCUUUGUUCAUUCUACGUCAAGCGUACCCGUCGUGGGUCUACCCGCGGGAGCAAGCCUUCAUAAUGGUAUGCCACCGCCCGUUCCACCCAUGAACCCACGCAGACGGCGUCAAACCACGACACACACCAUUUUCGGAGCCUUCAAGGGCGAAAAGUCCGAAUCUCGUCAGCAGCCGAUGUUCAACACGGAGUACGUUGAGGACCAUAGUAUAUUCUCAGACGAGGAUAAGAAAAUAAAGGUGAAGGGCCGGCUCAGGAAGAUGUCCAGCGAGGGUGGGAACCUCAAGCAAAAGGCUCGACCGGAAGCCGCAUAUGGUCCAUUCCACCCACCACCUCCUUAUCCUCCUCCAACCUUCCCACGACAACCGCACCAUAUUCAGAUGGAGGGAGGGAUGAUUUAAAAAUAGAUGUACCCUUUUCGGAGCGAAUUCGGAAUAAGAAAUUCGGACGUGACAUGACUAGUGGUUGGCUCUUUGCUAUUGCUAUGUUCUUCCUAGAUGAUACCUUUUGGCUUUCUCUUAUGGAGCAUGUGGCUCGUCCUUUCGACAAUUCUUUUCCUUGGGUGUAUUUUUAUCUUCAUUCCUUCUCGACUUCCAUACUGUCUGUCUCUCCCUAUUCCGUUUUCACUCCUUUCUUCCGCCUUUCCUUCUACAUUUUUGCUUUUCUUUCUGCUUUUGAAAUACUUGGUAUGAGGAUUUUUUAAAGUACGGAUGCCCGGAUUUGAAAAGAGCGGGGAGUGAAAUUUUGGUCAGGAUAUGUGGGAUUAUUACUUUUUUUCUAUAUAUACCUUUUUGAAAAUAGAAUAUACGUUAUUUCUAUUGUUGAUUGUUUUGGUAUGGAAUGCUUCACCUGCCUAUUGCUUCGGACGGAACUGUAAGACUCGACGGAGAGAAGUGACGUGUUUCUCGACA